AGUGCAAUUAUUUUUAGCGUACAUCCCAUCUCAUCGAAAAUAGGUUCCUAAGAAAGGGAACUCCGGAUUAAAGUGGCAGGAAAAAGCGGACAGAAAGUACAACGAAAAGUUUCGCCCUUUUCGAUGCAUGCCGAUCCGAUCGUACAUUGCCGGUUCAGCUACACUAACCUUUGUACUUGUGCUGCUGGCGAAACUUGGGUUAAGUGGUGGCACUCACUGAUUAGGAUGUUGCGUGUAUUACGUACUGGGGGGUGGUUUGCAUGAGUCUGCACUUCAUCUAUCAUCUUGCUUUAUCUGCGGUUUUACGGUGUUGUUUGCUGAUAUCGUCCAACGGGGCACUAUUGUUUGUAGGAUCGUUUCGGCAGUUUGGCGGUAUUUUCUGGUCUGGCUUUGUCUGGGGGAGACACCUGAAACAGUAAUGAGAAACGUCGAUCGUGUCAAUGUUAAGGUACGGCAAGGUACGGUCUGCGGGGUAAAGGAGAAGCUCCCGAACGGCGGUACAUUUUGUGCAUUCCGUGGCAUUCCGUACGCAAAGCCACCGGUCGGUGAGUUACGGUUUCGUGCACCACAACCACUGGAACGGUUCCCCUAUCCUGUGUUGGACUGUAGCGUCGAGCGAGAUGUUUGUUUUAGCCGGAACAUGUUCACCCAGGAGCUGGAAGGAUCGGAAGAUUGUCUACACCUGAACGUGUACACGCCGACCGUGGACAGCUGCGGUGAACCGUUGCCGGUGAUGGUAUUUAUCCACGGGGGUGCGUUUCUGUUCGGCAGCGGAAACAGUGAUUGCUAUUCACCGGAAUAUUUGCUUCAGGAGGAGGUGAUUGUGGUCACGCUAAACUAUCGUCUCGGGUCGCUCGGGUUUCUGCAUCUGCCCAGCCACGGGAUCGAAGGGAAUGCCGGCCUAAAGGAUCAGCUGAUGGUGUUGCGCUGGGUGCAGCAGAACAUAGCGCAGUUUAACGGCGACCCGAACAAUGUAACGCUGUUCGGCGAGAGUGCCGGCGCUGCCUCCGUCCAUCUGCAUCUGCUAUCGCCCGUGUCGCAAAAAUUCUUCCACAAAGCUAUCUGCCAGAGCGGGAUUUCUACCAUGGAGUGGGUAAUGCAGCAGGAUUCGAUCAAUCGUACAAGAUGCCUAGCCCGCCAUAUCAAUGCCGACGCGAAAACGGACGACCAGGUGUACCAGACGCUCAUGAGCGCGGACAAGGCGCAACUGAUGGGACUGAUGGUGCAAACGCUUUCGGCGGAUGAGAAACGGCGCGGUUUACCCAUGCCAUUCAAGCCGGUCGUCGAGGAGGGCGCACACGGUCCGGAUACGGUCGUCCCGGUGCAUCCGUUCGUUGCCAUGCAGCAACCGAACCGCAUACCGUCGAUACCGAUCAUCUUCGGUAACAACGAUCGCGAGGGUACGAUCAUGAUGAUGGACGCCAUGAAAAAGCUCGACCUGUACGAGAACGAUAUGGCACGGAUGAUUCCGCGCACGGUCAAUGUGGCACCGGGUAGUGCGGCUGCCGAGCAGCUGGGCCAGGAGGUGAGGCAGUUUUACUGUGGCGCGAAAAGCGUUACGCAGGAAACCGUUAACGAGCUGGCGGAUUUGAUGACGGACUACCACUUUGGUAUUCUGGCGAACACGUGCGCGGAACUGCACGCACGGUAUCAGCCGGCUUCGCCCAUGUUCUACUACCAGUUCAGCUACGACGGUGAGCUGAACAUGUACAAAAAGCUGCUGCAACUAACCAUUCCGGGUGCGUGCCAUGCGGACGAACUGUCGUACCUGUUCCUGAUGAGACUGGCCAAUUUUGAUGUGAAACCGGACACGGAAGCGGGACGCGUGCGACAGCUUAUGUGUCGGCUGUGGACCAACUUUGCCAAAUGUGGGCACCCAACACCGGCAGCCGAUCGGGACAAUCUGCCCUGCCAGUGGGAACCGGUUGAUAAGGUUGCGCCCGGUGCAAGUGUACCAUUCCGGCUGAAGUGUUUAGAUAUCGGGGCUGACACGAAGAUGAUAUUGGAUCCGGCCAAGGACCGUAUCGACUUCUGGCGAGAUGUGUACAAACGGUGGAAUGAGGAUUUUCUCAAAGUAAAGCUUUAGGAAUGGCGGGUUGUGAUUUUU
This is a messenger RNA of Anopheles stephensi (Asian malaria mosquito), 2107 nucleotides long. RefSeq names its product esterase E4 (gene clt). The record is from RefSeq and is a predicted model, not a curated record. The coding region runs from base 419 to 2086 and encodes 555 amino acids. The transcript is spliced from 5 exons. NCBI's taxonomy places the organism in Eukaryota, Metazoa, Arthropoda, Insecta, Diptera, Culicidae.